Messenger RNA from Helobdella robusta, 853 nucleotides. RefSeq lists its product as hypothetical. Bases 271 to 681 code for a protein of 136 amino acids. The record is from RefSeq and is a predicted model, not a curated record. The transcript is spliced from 4 exons. NCBI's taxonomy places the organism in Eukaryota, Metazoa, Annelida, Clitellata, Rhynchobdellida, Glossiphoniidae.
UUUUUCCAUUUUCUGAAAACUUAAGGGCUUUGAGUUUUGACGUAAAAUCAUUUUCCAAUUGUAGAAUUUAAUUUAAUUUUUUGAUUUGUUUAUUGAAAAUUGAAAUCCGGUUCGAUUAUUCUGCUAUUAAUUAAUUAUUUAAUUAAUCAAUUUUUGUUUCAACUUCAAAGUAAAUAUAACCGAGAGGCUGGUACCAACUAAUUACUAACUUUUUAGAGUUUCUUUUUUAAUUUAAAAUUAAUUAAAUAAUUUUUGAAAAAAUUGCUGGAAAUGAGUGGUUUUGAGUUUGACGAUAUUGACUCUCCAAGGCCAAUGAAAUCAAAGCUGCCAAUCAGUAAUAGUCCCCACAACACUAGUCAAACAACUCCCCAAGUAAAUCAUGAGAAAGAAGCAGAUGACUUGAGACUGAAGUUACAAGAAGAAUAUAAAGAAUUAAACUUGAUGAGAAACAAGUUAAAAAAUGAAAAACUACAUUUAGAACGGGCAAUAAGAAAGUUAAAAAGCAAAGAAAUCAACCCGCAAGGAGUGUUUCAGAUGAAUUCUCAACCAACAGCAUCAUCAACUGUGUCUGCUGCUAGCAAAAAGCCUGCAGUCAAGCCCAUAUUUCCUGGUAGAGAUACUGCAAAGAAACCACAAAAUUGCUCUGAAGACAUUCCCUAUGUAUAUGUGAGAACUGACUGAGUGUGUGUGCGUGUGUGUUUAUGUGUGUUUGUGUGUGUGUGUUUUUAGUUUGUACGCUCGUUUAUCAUAUUUCAUUCGCUUAUUUUUCAAAAUGUUUCAUUUUUAUUAAAAUAAUUAAAAUUGUCGUUUAAUAGAAAAUCGUUAGUUGUCUUGAAGUGAUCAAAAAGUAAUU